UCCUGUUCAGCCCCUUUUCAGUGUGUGUGUGUGUGUGUGUGUGUGUGUGUGUCUGUGUGUGUGUGAUGUGAGGAAAAGGGAAAAGGGAAAAGGGAAAAGGAAGAGUGGUCAGUGGAGCUGGAGGGCGCAGGCGAGAGGGGAAGUCAGGGUGUGUGCUGAUUCUUCAGUGUUACACAAACCCAACACAUAGCUGCCAUGGAGCCUUCUACACUGAUCUACUGCAGCCGACUGACAGCAGGGUAACUGCUGCCAUUGUCUGUGGCUCUAAAUGUCCUCUGCCAUGGCGAAGCGCGAGGCUGGGAGCACCAGCCCAGUGGUGCGUCAGAUAGACAAGCAGUUCCUGGUCUGCAGCAUCUGCCUGGAUCACUACUGCAACCCCAAGGUCCUGCCCUGUCUGCACACCUUCUGUGAAAGUUGUCUCCAGAACUACAUUCCCCCAGAGUCUCUGACGCUCUCGUGUCCUGUGUGCCGGCAGACGUCCAUCUUGCCAGAGAAAGGAGUUUGUGCUUUACAGAACAACUUCUUCAUCACUAAUCUCAUGGAGGUUCUUCAACGGGACCCGGAGUGCUCACGGCCAGAGGCCUGCAGUGUCCUGGAGUCAGUGAGUGCUGCAGCUGCCGGGAAGCCGCUCUGCUGCCCCAACCACGAGGGGAAGGUGAUGGAGUUCUACUGUGAGUCGUGUGAGACAGCCAUGUGUCUGGACUGCACGGAGGCCGAGCACCGGGAGCACGUGACUGUUCCUCUGCGGGACGUGGUGGAGCAGCACAAGGCCGCACUGAAGACACAGCUGGACGCGAUACACAGCAGGCUCCCUCAGCUGACUGCAGCCAUCGAGCUGGUGAGUGAGAUUUCUCGGCAGCUGAACGAGAGGAAGACCGAGGCGGUGGCAGAGCUCACCAGUACGUUUGAAGAGCUGGAGCGAGCGCUGCAUCAGCGCAAGUCGGCCCUCAUCACAGACCUGGAGAACAUCUGCACCACCAAGCAGAAGGUCCUGCAGGCGCAGCUCUCAUCUCUGCUCCAGGGGAAGGAACACAUCCAGAGCAGCUGCAGCUUCACAGAGCAGGCCCUCAGCCACGGGAGCGCCACUGAGGUGCUGCUGGUUCAGAAGCAGAUGAGCGAGCGGGUGACGGCGCUGGCCCGACACGACUUCCCAGAGAGGCCACAUCAGAACGCACAUCUGGACUGUCAGGUGGAGACUGAAGGUCUGCGGCGCUCCAUCCAGAACCUGGGAGUUCUCCUCACCACGGCUGCUGUGGCUCACACCUCUGUUGCCACGGGAGAAGGCCUCCGCCACGCGGCAACCGGGCAGCAUCACGCCAUCACCGUGACAACGAAAGACAAGGAUGGCGAGCUGGUGCGGAGGGGAAACGCGGUUUUAAAGGCGGAGAUCACGUCGGCCGACGGGAACCGAGCCGCAGAGACCGAGAUAACGGACAAUAAGAACGGAACGUACGAGGUGGGCUACACGCUACGCUCCGAGGGCGAGUACUCCUUCGCCCUGCUGCUGUACGGCCAGCCGGUCCGCGGCAGCCCGUUCCGCCUGCGGGCCGUGAAGCCAUCAGACGUGCCCCAGUCUCCGGAUGACGUGAAGAGGAGGGUGAAGUCUCCCAGCGGGACGGGGGGGCACAUACGGCAGAAGGCAGUGCGACGGCCCUCCAGCAUGUACAGCACCACCAAGAAGAAGGAGAACCCCAUCGAGGAUGAGCUCAUCUACAGAGUGGGUUCGCGGGGCAGAGAAAAAGGAGAGUUCACCAACCUGCAGGGAAUCUCAGCCUCCAGCAACGGCAGAGUGGUGGUGGCUGACAGCAACAACCAGUGCAUCCAGAUUUUCUCAAACGACGGCCAAUUCAAGAUGCGCUUCGGGGUCAGAGGUCGGUCCCCGGGGCAGCUGCAGAGGCCGACGGGUGUCACCGUGGACCUGAACGGGGACAUUGUGGUGGCCGACUAUGACAAUCGAUGGGUCAGCAUCUUCUCCUCUGACGGCAAGUUCAAGAAUAAGAUCGGUUCCGGCCGGCUCAUGGGCCCUAAGGGCGUCGCUGUGGACAAGAACGGACACAUCAUCACUGUGGACAACAAGGCCUGCUGCGUCUUCAUCUUUCAGUCCAACGGGAAACUGGUGACUAAGUUCGGGGGCCGAGGGACGUCGGACAGACAGUUUGCAGGUCCUCACUUUGUCGCAGUGAACAACAAGAAUGAAAUUAUCGUGACCGACUUUCACAAUCACUCUGUGAAGGUGUACAGUGCCGAUGGAGAGUUCUUGUUUAAAUUCGGUUCUCACGGUGAAGGGAACGGUCAGUUCAACGCUCCCACUGGUGUGGCUGUGGACGCCAAUGGGAACAUCAUUGUCGCUGACUGGGGCAACAGCAGAAUACAGGUGUUUGACAGCACAGGCUCCUUCUUAUCCUACAUCAACACAUCAGCCGACCCGCUGUACGGGCCCCAGGGCCUCGCCCUCACCUCAGACGGACACGUGGCUGUCGCCGACUCCGGCAACCACUGCUUUAAGGUUUACAGAUACCUGCAGUGAGCUGAGGCAGGACCCCCCCCCCCCCCCCCCGUUCAACUGCUCUUCAGACAACUUCACGUCACACACACUGCUCGUGGACAUGGAGCUGCAAGGGGCCGUGACCCUCGGUUCCACUAGAUCAAUCCUACAAUUCUAAGAUCUAAUAUUCACAGAUGAAAACAAAGAAAUCUGAGAAAAAAAUACAUUUACAGUGAUAACAGAAAUCCCAAAAGUUUGUAAAAGACAAAAGAAGCCAGUAACCCAUGAAAAAUAUUGUCACAUUUUUAUUAAAAGACUUGUUCCUGUGCAACUGAGGAACAAAACAACCUGUUAUUCGGUCAUGAGAGAAACCCGAUGUGGAAAUCCACCUCUGGAACCAGAGGUUUCAGCUCUAUGUCUCACGAGUGUGACCUCACCAUUCGACAGCCUGACAGGUUUUUAAAGUUGGUGAUACUCUGCAAUUUUUUGGGGGCAAAGCCGACGCGCAACUCUCCCAGUGACCAGCAGGGGAAGCGAGUCUGGGUCCUGGUCAGGAGACGAUGCUCAGGCCACUUCUCAAACACUGUUGCACGUCAGUUCGCUCUUAGAAAUUCCCCGUGGUCACUGCCUUACAGUUUCCAAUCCUCACAACAGAAAACACACAGUACGACGGAGUGUUAGGGCCACUUACAGAAAGGAAAUAUCCGAGAUAUCGAG
Pleuronectes platessa (European plaice) is the source of this 3202-nucleotide messenger RNA. It is a transcript of the gene trim3b, whose product is annotated as tripartite motif containing 3b. The coding region runs from base 269 to 2527 and encodes 752 amino acids. Gene Ontology annotation, molecular function: translation repressor activity; zinc ion binding; ubiquitin protein ligase activity. The transcript has 16 exons. NCBI's taxonomy places the organism in Eukaryota, Metazoa, Chordata, Actinopteri, Pleuronectiformes, Pleuronectidae. Gene Ontology annotation, biological process: negative regulation of translation; proteasome-mediated ubiquitin-dependent protein catabolic process; protein polyubiquitination. The record is from RefSeq and is a predicted model, not a curated record.